Messenger RNA from Alosa sapidissima (American shad), 1337 nucleotides. Its product is annotated as leucine-rich repeat extensin-like protein 2. The record is from RefSeq and is a predicted model, not a curated record. The coding region runs from base 10 to 1302 and encodes 430 amino acids. NCBI's taxonomy places the organism in Eukaryota, Metazoa, Chordata, Actinopteri, Clupeiformes, Clupeidae. The transcript has 3 exons.
UUUAUAGCUAUGAGGCUUAAACCAAACCAGGGUGUUUUAUUUUUGUGUCUCUUAUGGCUUUACAUUGGCCAAACAUGUGGUGUAAGCCUUGAAAUAGUGCAAAAAGAUGAGACACAUCAUGAGGCAAGGUCUGAGAAUAUUCAAACUGGGACAAUUACUUUCGGCACAGGGAAUAUUUCACUGGGUCGAAAUCUGGACUAUGAGAGACGAUAUGUUGGAGAAAACACUACAGACGAUGGCUCCGUUAACGUUCAAGCCGACGAUCCAGGCCUGGUGGGUGGACAAAGCGGCACUCAUGACUUUAGGGCCUGGGAUCGUAUGCGACCAAAGUUAUUAUGUACUAAUGACCUCAUGAAGUUCUCUGCACAAGGCCCUGGAUGUUCUUCACUCCAGUUAGACAGCGGUGGCACACCUCUCUCACUACACCAGCUACGUCGAGAGUGUGGCUACUCUGUGAAAAGGACUGCGGUGGGCCUCGUGCUUCUCGCCACUUUUGAUGGUUGUGAUGUUAUAAAACAGGGCAAUAGCCACUUGCUGCAGAUGUUGUGGCACGGCAAUCCAGUAACCCUCUCCUGCCCUGCAUCAAGCUCAGACCAAGCCUCUCUAGUUGUAUCCACUACUCCAGCUCCAACUACCGAAGCACCUUCUACAGCUGCUGAGCUUCCUCCACAGAAUCAACAGUGGAUGAAUCCCCUCUUUGGAGGCUACUACCCUGUAAUGCCUGUGAAUAUUCCCCCUCAAACUACAGAAGCACCUACCACAGCGGCUGAGCCUCCUCCACAGAAUCAACAGUGGAUGAAUCCCCUCUUUGGAGGCUACUACCCUGUAAUGCCUGUGAAUAUUCCCCCUCAAACUACAGAAGCGCCUACCACAGCGGCUGAGCCUCCUCCACAGAAUCAACAGUGGAUGAAUCCCCUCUUUGGAGGCUACUACCCUGUAAUGCCUGUGAAUAUUCCCCCUCAAACUACAGAAGCGCCUACCACAGCGGCUGAGCCUCCUCCACAGAAUCAACAGUGGAUGAAUCCCCUCUUUGGAGGCUACUACCCUGUAAUGCCUGUGAAUAUUCCCCCUCAAACUACAGAAGCGCCUACCACAGCGGCUGAGCCUCCUCCACAGAAUCAACAGUGGAUGAAUCCCUUCUUUGGAGGCUACUACCCUGUAAUGCCUGUGAAUAUUCCCCCUCAAACUACAGAAGCGCCUACCACAGCGGCUGAGCUUCCUCCACAGAAUCAACAGUGGAUGCAUCGUCGGUCUAGAGGCCACUGGGGUCAUGGGUCUAAAGGCUGCUGGAGGCAUCCUUAAGGUCGGUGAAGAAUCCCUCAAACUACUACUGCUCC